UCAGUGCUUUCACGCUCUAAAGUUGAUAAAGAGAGACUGUGUUCCAUCGCUGCAUAUCGCAAGAUGUGCAUCUACUGCCUCUGUGCCUCGCAUAACUACGCAUUAUACAAUUCAUCCUCGGGACAAAGACAAACGAUGGGAAGGGGUAAACAUGGAAAGAUUUGCAGAGGAAGCUGAUGUUGUCAUUGUUGGAGCAGGCCCUGCGGGUCUUUCUGCAGCUAUUCGACUCAAACAGCUAGCUGCUGAACAUAGCAAAGAAAUACGUGUUUGUCUGGUGGAAAAGGCUUCUCAGAUUGGUGCGCAUACGCUGUCUGGUGCUUGUCUUGAGCCAAGGUCCUUACAAGAACUCUUUCCAGACUGGAAGGAGCGGGGGGCUCCACUUAAUACUCCUGUAACUGAAGACAAGUUUGGAAUUUUAACAAAGAAAUACAGAAUUCCAGUGCCAAUUCUUCCAGGACUUCCGAUGGUUAAUCAUGGAAAUUACAUAGUACGUCUGGGCCACUUUGUGAGUUGGCUAGGUGAACAAGCAGAAGCUUUGGGCGUUGAGGUGUAUCCAGGCUAUGCAGCAGCUGAGGUUCUUUUUCAUGAAGAUGGUAGCGUGAAAGGGAUAGCAACUAAUGAUGUAGGCAUUCAAAAGGAUGGAGCACCUAAAGCUACCUUUGAAAGAGGCUUGGAACUCCAUGCUAAAGUCACAGUCUUCGCUGAAGGUUGUCAUGGACAUCUAGCCAAACAGCUGUACAAAAAAUUCAAUCUAAGGGAGAAAUGUCAACCCCAGAGCUAUGGCAUUGGACUGAAAGAGUUAUGGACUAUUGAUGAAAAGAAAUGGAAACCAGGAAGAGUAGAACAUACCGUGGGCUGGCCUUUAGACAGACGUACAUAUGGAGGAUCCUUUCUUUAUCACUUAAAUGAGGGUGAACCUUUAGUUGCUCUUGGUUUUGUGGUUGGUUUAGAUUAUCAAAAUCCCUAUUUGAAUCCAUUUAGGGAGUUUCAGAGGUGGAAGCACCAUCCUAGUGUAUUGCCUACUUUGGAGGGUGGAACAAGGAUUGCCUAUGGUGCCAGAGCAUUAAAUGAAGGUGGUUUCCAGUCAAUACCCAAACUCACCUUCCCAGGUGGAUUAUUAAUUGGUUGCAGUCCUGGACUCAUGAACGUUCCUAAGAUCAAAGGGACACACACCGCGAUGAAAAGCGGCAUGUUGGCUUCGGAAGCCAUCUUUAGCCAAUUAAUCAAUGAAAAUCUCCAAUCAAAGACAAUAGGACUUGAUGUGCAAGAAUACGAAGAGAAUCUGAAAAAGUCCUGGGUCUGGAAAGAGCUGUAUGCGGUUAGAAAUAUCCGACCAUCCUGCCAUAGCAUACUUGGUGUGUAUGGAGGAAUGAUUUACACAGGUAUAUUUUAUUGGCUACUGAGAGGAAUGGAACCAUGGACACUAAAACAUCCAGGACCAGAUUUUGCUCAGCUCAAGCCAGCCAAAGAUUGCACGCCUAUUGAAUACCCAAAGCCUGAUGGAAAAAUCAGUUUUGAUCUCCUCUCAUCUGUGGCUUUAAGUGGUACAAACCAUGAACAUGACCAGCCCGCUCAUUUAACUCUCAAAGAUGACAGCAUCCCUGUGAACAGGAAUCUGGCUGUAUUUGAUGGACCGGAACAAAGAUUUUGUCCAGCAGGAGUUUAUGAAUAUAUUCCUCUGGAAACAGGAGAAGGAUCGAGACUGCAGAUAAAUGCUCAGAACUGUGUCCACUGCAAAACAUGUGAUAUUAAAGACCCGAGUCAGAACAUUAACUGGGUAGUGCCUGAAGGUGGAGGAGGACCAGCUUAUAAUGGGAUGUAAACUGGCAGGGUAAUCUCUUCAGUGACUUCUGAUCACCAACAAAUAAGUUGGAGUAUUUUAUGCUGCAGUGUAAUUAAAGUACAGCACUGACUUGAAUGUUAAAGGAGUUUGAGACUAAUGUGCCAUUCUGAAUUUUAGGUAUGACCGUUGCAUUAAAUGGAAAGUUGGUGCCUUCUGGUUAAACCCUAGCCUUAUUUAAAUAGGACUUCUUUACAGGAGUUCUGUGGCAGGAAGAAGAAAGUUCUUCUUGGGACUGACAGAGGAACUCUGGAACUUGGAUUUAUCGCCCAAGUUCAGUGAUAACAGGAGCCAUAUCCAAAAUUGUGGGUAUGGUGGAAGAAUUUAGUACCUAUCCUUAAAAA
This is a messenger RNA of Cariama cristata (Red-legged seriema), 2184 nucleotides long. RefSeq names its product electron-transferring-flavoprotein dehydrogenase (gene ETFDH). Lineage: Eukaryota; Metazoa; Chordata; Aves; Cariamiformes; Cariamidae. Gene Ontology annotation, cellular component: mitochondrial inner membrane. Gene Ontology annotation, biological process: electron transport chain. The record is from RefSeq and is a predicted model, not a curated record. The coding region runs from base 152 to 1822 and encodes 556 amino acids. Gene Ontology annotation, molecular function: electron-transferring-flavoprotein dehydrogenase activity; iron-sulfur cluster binding. The transcript is spliced from 12 exons.